AGGAGAUGUGUCGGAAACAUGUCCGCAUUACUGCAUGCGCGCUUGCGGGUCACUAGCUGCUUGAUGUCGUCAGCGCAGGUGUCAGGUCUCCAGGACUGACGUCAGGGCAAAGGGGUGUUUUGGGCGAACCGGUCCCCUAUUUUGUUCGGAGAGACGUGUGAGGCAGCAUUGUGAACCGAAGAAAAUAAGGCUAUCAGUUCCACUUAGAUAACCUUUGGCAAUCAACGGAGUCCGUGCGAGUUGUGACCUUAGGGCUUGAACUUUCUAAUCACAUGACCAGCUUGUAAACUGACCUGCGAGGACGACUGCUGUAUCCCCGCGCAGAGGGAGAAAUUGGCAAUCGGGAUCAGGAGGUUUCCCGGCAGGCUGGGGACUGGCUCCGAGCAGAUCUCUUCAUGGCUGCGACGCAGCUUCCCGGCGCGUUUGGAGAGGCAUGAGAUGGAUGCAUGGGAAGAUGACCGGGUUGAUCUGCGAACCUGCCUUAUCUGUGGAGACAGAGCAACAGGUCUGCACUACGGUAUCAUCUCCUGCGAGGGCUGCAAGGGGUUUUUCAAGCGGAGCAUUUGCAACAGGCGGGUUUACAGAUGCAGUCGAGACAAGAACUGCGUGAUGUCACGCAAGCAGCGAAACAGAUGCCAGUACUGCCGGCUGCUCAAGUGCCUCCAGAUGGGGAUGAACCGGAAAGCAAUCAGAGAAGAUGGCAUGCCAGGAGGCAGGAACAAAAGUAUUGGACCUGUCCAGAUUUCAGAGGAGGAGAUUGAAAGAAUUAUGUCUGGACAAGAAUUUGAGGGAGAAGCAAACAUCUCUUGGAGCAACAAUGGAGACAGUGAUUACAGUUCCCCGGGCAAUGGAGUUUCCGAGAGCAACCAGCCAUCACCUGUUUCUACUCCAUCAUCAAGUAGGUCUGUGGAGCUGAAUGGAUUCACUGCACUCAGGGAUCAGUAUAUCGGGACGCCAGUGUCCAUGCACUAUCAGUACCUACCGCACCUUUUUAGCUAUUCUGCUCACUCAGCUCUGAUGCCCCCCCAGGCCCGAAGUCUAGAUCCCCAGUCACAUAGUCUUAUCAAUCAGCUAGUGUCAGCCGAGGACCUGGAACCGCUUGGCACUCCAAUGCUUAUCGAAGACGGGUAUAAAGUGACUCAGGCCGAGCUGUUUGCCUUGCUGUGUCGCCUGGCGGAUGAGUUGCUUUUCAGGCAGAUUGCUUGGAUUAAGAAGCUGCCGUUCUUCUGUGAACUCUCAAUCAAGGACUAUACUUGCCUGCUAAGUUCCACAUGGCAGGAGCUGAUUCUGCUGUCCUCACUGACGGUGUACAGCAAGCGGAUCUUUGGUGACCUUGCUGACGUGACCUCCAAGUACUCGCCCUCCGAUGACGAGCUGCACAGAUUCAGCGAAGAGGGGAUGGAGGUGAUGGAGCGGCUGAUCUACCUCUAUCGCAAGUUUAACCAGUUGAAAGUCAGCAACGAGGAGUAUGCAUGUAUGAAAGCCAUUAACUUUCUAAAUCAAGACAUUAGGGGCCUGACCAAUGCAUCCCAGCUGGAGCAGCUGAACAAACGGUAUUGGUACGUGUGCCAGGAUUUUACAGAGUACAAGUACCCGCAUCAGCCAAACCGGUUUCCGGAUCUCAUGAUGUGUUUGCCAGAGAUACGUUACAUUGCAGGAAAGAUGGUGAAUGUUCCCCUGGAGCAGCUGCCCCUCCUUUUUAAAGCCGUUCUACAUUCCUGCAAGACCAGCGUGAGCAAAAGACCAGAGUGAGCCCUCGUUUCCCCCAACCCGUGCCUUACUCCGGUGCUUCAGGCGGGGAGCUGGCUCACGCAGAGAAGAAGGGGGAAACCACAACGCAGGCAGGAGGGAGAGGCUGAGACAGGGCGGUGGGUGGCCCUGCCAUUGUAGCAAGAAUCGAUUUUUUUGUUUUGUUUCGUUUCGUUUCGUUUUGUUUUAAACUCUUUUCCUAUGUAUUUAUUUCACGACAGAGUUGAAUGUAUGAUCUUCAACACAGUGCACAUGGUUCUGUAUGGAUGCAGCAGAUGCAUUCUCUUGCAGUUUACAGAAUGUGAAGAUGUUUAAUGUUACAGUGUUUGUUAGGGUUAGUUCUUUUGUAUUUGGGGGGCUGGGGGCCGAGAUGACUAAGACUACCUCAAGGAGAAGAUGCUGUUCACAUACUGCUCUUUCCACGAUUUGUACCCAAAGUGUUUUGCCCUAGAGAGCAAACUGCCUCCCUUCGUUGGCAGCGCUGCUAGCAUCCCAAACGUUGGACAGGAGUGAGCAUUAGAGAAGUGCCAAGCUACGGAUGGGACAGAGGGAGCAGGGGGAGAGGUUAGCUGAUGAUGUGUUUUCAUCAGCAGGCUUGAAACGUGUCCCGUGAUGAACGGGGUCCCUCUGUAGCAUCCUGGGGCUGGGCAGGGUGCCCUGCCCAUGUUCCCCCUUCCUGGGCGAUGAAGAAUUGCCUGAAUUGUUCUCUUUCUCCUCCCCCUCCACCAGCUGUUACAUGAUUAUUUCUCACAUUAGUUUGUAGCAGCCUUCCCCCAGUAAAUCUCGCUGCAUGGGUGCACACCCAUUUUAGAGUCUCAGAAACACCCCUACAGUGCACUCUCCACAGCUGUGUCUGGCCCCGUGUUGAAUGAUGCCAGUGAAGAAGAAUCCCCAUUACAGCAGUUGCAAGAAGUUCACACCUGUGAGCGUGUAAACCUCUCCCACCACCUCUCCCUCUCACAAAUAAAGUCAGGGCAUGCGGCUACAGAGAGGAGGCUCCAGUCUCCUCAAACAUUGGUGCCCACUGAGCUGUGGGCAAUGUCCGGCUGGUGAUUCAUAGAUUGUAGAGGUGGAAGGGAUCCAAUGGAUCAUCGUGUCCAACCCCCCUGCCCUUGGCAGGAAAGAGGACUGAGGUCAGACGACCUCAGCCAGGUUUCAUAGUAGCUAGGGUCAGGAGGGACCUGAACAGAUCAUCUAGCCUGACCCCCUGCCACAGGCAGGAAUGAAUGCUGGGUUCACAAGACCCCAGACAGGUGAUCAUGUAACCUCUUUUUGAAUUUACCACUUCCCUAGCAUCCUUCAUCCUAAUAUCCUUCUGGCCACCCUAACUGUAAAAUAUUGCCUUCUGAUCUCUAACCUAAACCUAUUCUCCAUCAGCUUAUUAUCAUUGUUCCUCGUCACCCCAGGUGGUGCUGGGGAGAAAAGGGCUCUUCCUAUUUGCUGAUGAUCACCCUUGAUGAGUUCAUAGGCAGCCCCCAGGUCCCCCCUCAGCCUCCUCUUGCUAAGGCUGAACAGGUUCAGGUCCCUCAGUCUCUCCUCGUAGGGCCUGUCCUGAUGCCCUCUCACCAAGCGGGUGGCCAUGCUCUGGACCCUCUCCAGGCUGGCCACACCCCUCCUGAAGUGCGGCGCCCAGUACUGGAUGCACUACUCCAAGUGCGGCCUGACCAAUGUUGCAUAGAGGGGGUGGAUCACCUCUCUGGACCGGCUUGAGAUGCACCUUUGGAUGCACAACAAGGUGUGGCUGGCCUUGCUGGCUGCGGUCUGGCAUUGGUGGCUCAUGUUCAUCUUGGAGUCAAUAAUGAGUCCGAGAUCCCUUUCCGCCUCUGUGCUUUCAAGAGGGGAACUCCCCAGCCUGUAUGUGUGCUGUGGGUUCCUUCUCCCCAGGUGCAGCACCCUGCACUUGUCUGCGUCGAACCCCAUCCUGUUCUCAUCUGCCCACUUUUGUAGUCUGUCUAAAUCUAGUUGCAGCCUCUCUCUCCCUUCAAGUGUGCCCACCUCGCCCCACAUCUUAGUGUCAUCAGCAAACUUGGACAAUGUGCUUUCAACCCCCUCAUCCAAGUUGUUGAUGAAGAUGUUAAACAGUGCGGGCCCGAGGACUGAGCCCACUGCUCACAUCUCGCCAGGUUGAGUACAACCCGUCCACCACUGCUCUCUGGGUGCGCCCCAUCAGCCAGUUUUUACCCAUCCAACUGCAGGCAUCAAUGCCACAGUCACUUAAUUUAUUAAUGAGAAUGGGGUGAGAGAUGGUGUCAAAAGCCUUCUUAAAGUCUAGAAAGACUACAUCCAUGGCAACACCUCAUCCAAGGAUUUAGUUACCUGGUCAUAAAAGGCAGUCAGGUUGGUGAGGCAGGACCUGUCUUUGAACCCAUGCUGAUUGCCCCUGAGCAUGAUCUCCCCUGCCGGCCCCCACAGAUGUGCUCCUGGAUGAUCCUCUCCAAGAUCUUCCCGAGCACCGAGGUGAGGCUUACGGGCCUAUAGUUACUUGGGUCCUCCUUCCUCCCUUUCUUAAAAUGGGGAGUGACUGUCCAGCCUCCUCUUGAAGACCUCCAAGUUAGGUGAUAGGACCACCUCUCUUGGAAGCCCAUUCCAGACUCUGGCCACCCUUACUGUAAGACAUUUCUUCCUCGUGUCUAACCUAAAUCUACUCUCCACUAGUUUGCACCCAUUAUUCCUAGUUACUCCCCGGGGCGCUCUGGUAAACAGCACAUCCCCAAUUCCCUGCUGUCCUCCCCGAUAAAUUUAUAGGUGGCUACAAGGUCACCCCUCAGCCGUCUUUUGUAUAGGCUGAAGAGAUCUAGAUCUCUCAACCUCUCCUCGUAGGGUCUUUCACGGAGACCACUAACCAUAUGAUUGUUUCCCAUCUGUACCAUUGCACUGUUUGGAGGGGAGUUAAUAGGAAAAGCUGGCUGUUGGGGCAGCUCGUGGUAAAUCGCUUUGUCCUAAAUCUCCUAGCAUGAGGGUGUUUCACCCAGGAAUACUAGUCCAUUGCUGUGCACGUAACAGUGCUUUAAUGGCCAUUGUUUAGCUUGAUUAACCAACAGGUACGGCAGUCCGUUUAAGCGGGAUGCUCUGUGUGGCUUUCUCUGUCCAUACUGGUGCUGGUGGGGGUAGGGUUGCUUUCCCAAUUUCCUUCAUUAAUUAGGGAUCUGUGAAAAGCUCACUCAUUCUCCUAGGCAACCACGUUUGCCUUUUCUGGGCUUUCCACCCGGGGCCCUUGGCUGGCAGCUGUUUGGAAGGGACACGUUAGGCGAACGGGCAGAGUUGUGGAUGUAACGUACCCGCUGCUCUUAAACUACCUUGAGUUCCCCGGAAGCACCGUCGAGGGGCGGACGCCCCCUCGGAUGUCAUUGCUGCCCUGUCUGCCCAAGCACAAAGCGGGCAACCUCUUCCGAGACAAACCCUGCUCUGCCCUGAAGUACCGCAGCUACUGCUGGGCAAGAGCGGAUGGGGUGAACUGUAGGAACGUGUCGCUCGCUCAUCCUUCCCCCUGCACACACGUGCUACCUAUAAACCAGUGUGCACUCAUCCAGGAGCCACCCAAGAGUCACUGGAAGGCGCUAGCUUGGCACAUCUCUAAGUUAGUCCACGCUUGUUCAGGACCGGAAUAGGUGCUACCGGGCCCGGUCCCCAGCGUUUCUCUUCUGUUCAAACCCAUCUCUAGAGGCAAGCUAUUGACUCUGUGUCGACCCAAGGCAGUCCUGCUCUCUCUGUAAUUCUGCUUUGUGAAUCUUCCUACUUGAUGGUUUGUUUCCCUUGUUUUAAAUAGUCCACUAGCUGCUGAUUUUCACUUUUUAAAAAUAAGAUGUUACGGGUAAGAGCUGCUGGGAUCAGCAGCAGUCCAGUUUUAUAUUGCUUCAUGACUCUCAUUUACUUUCUCUCUGUACAAUGAGACAGGCACAUGUUUCUCAGGAAAGCCUUCUGCAUACAGUAUAUACCUCAAGUGUAAAUGGAAGAUUUUAGUGUAUCUCUUUAUUUGUAAGUUAGAAAGUAUCCUCAACAUUAACUUCCAUAGUCAAAUAAUUUCAUGUGAUACUUCUGUUACGGGUUAUCUUCUGGCUUGAUCGUAUGUUUUGGGAAUAGUUGAGCUGCACAGAACUACUGUUAUUCCACAGUUACUAGAUUAUUACCUCUUGAUGAAUAACGGGGCUGUUUAGCAGAUCUCCAUGCUAAAAAUAGACAUUUUAUUGCCAAGUAUUCAACCAAAACGCAUCUACUUGGUUAGUCCAUGUUUCUCCAAAAUGAAUUGACGCCCAAGGAAAAUGCUGCACAAGCAAAGGUUCGAUUGCAGACAUUGUUCAUGAUGAGGGAUGGAGGAAGGAUGCUGUACUUGCGGUUGUGUAAACCCAUGUUUAUAAAUGUUGAUUGGCAGCAGCAUCCAUUAGCCAUGAACCCAUUUAUCGCAGCGAGUGGAAAACCUGUGCUAAAAUUGAAGAGGCUGAUAUACCAAACCAGAACCUAACCCGUUGGACAGUCAUUAAUAUCUUCUGCACCAAGUCCUCUAAUGACUUGUAUUUUUUAAACAGGGUAAAGUGAAUGUGUUGCAUUGCAAACUCAGGUAUUAUGAUGAGAAGGUAGGAGUAGAGCUAGAGAUAUAGAGACGUUAGGUCAGUCACUAGAUGUAUUUGUGAAUUUGGUUUGAAGGACACUCUACAAAGGCUGGAAUUUCUGUACCAUCCUUCACGUAACAUUCGGUUUACAGGGACCUAUAUUUUAUUUGUGCUUAAUGCUAGUAGGGGGCUGUUCAUUAUCUUUGGGAUCUAUCUGCUAUUGUGUGUCUGACCUUCUGUCAUAGAAGAAUCCAUCAACCAUAAUAGUUUUUGGUGGAAUUUUCUGCCAUGACAAGUCAAUUUUUAUCCCUGGUUUGAAAGAUAGAUUGACUGACUGGCCCCCUCCUCUCCUCCUCGGUAUUUGUGAGGCUAUAGACCUGAAGAGUUGCUUGUAAUCCAGAUAGUUUUGGACACACAUUUGAAGUACUCGUGUGCACGUAUUCAGGGGGACGCUGUCUAGGCAUCAGUCUCGCAGUCUUACAACUUGCCACCCAACGCUUCCAGUCCUGUAAGCUUCCUGUAACAUCUUCUCUUUUCAAUUCCUCCAUUGCCAAGAAGCUGCUGCUCCCAGCAAAUAAUGAUAAUCUUUUGCUGAAGUAGUGAGACCAUUGCUUACGGUGCUGAAGGUAUUGGGCUCAAAUCCUAUGAAUGGCCUACUCGCCCCCUGAACCUGAUUGAAAGUCGAGUGAAGUCGAUGGGAGUCUCCGGGCUGGGGUCAAGCGGUGGAAGCUGCAGCCUUUGCCACUUGACCUGAGCAACCAGCUCUUUGUUAAAGAGAGCAAUUACACGUACCUAUUUGCUACUCUCGGGGCGCGUUUACACGUGACGCUGCAUGGCUGUAGCGCUGUGCUGUGGCAGCGCAGCAUCCACAGGUGUCUACACGUGAGCAGCAGCGACUUCGCCGUAGCGGCGUGCUCCCCCAUUGCAGUGCGCCGCUGCGGCGAAGUAGGUGCUAGAAAUAACCGUACGGCGCAGCGAGGCCGGUUCCUGCACCUUGCGUUAGUGCUUCCAAAAGUAAAUACUGACGCACGGCACAGUAACAACAUCACGAUUGGGCAAUGUGUAGAUGUGCCCUUGGGAUAGUAAAGCUCUGGCUGCGAUAAUCUUUUCAUCUCGUCCUGGCAGCCGUUGGACUAAACUUGCUUCUGAGUGACCAGAAUGCAGCUCUCCCCUUUUGCCCGUGUCUUCAGUGGCUGUUUUGUAAGUCCGUAAAGCCUGAUGAACAAGCCACAGCAUUUGAAAACUUCUCGGCUACCAGGUCGUUCCCAGACGGAGCCUGGCCGAGUUGUAGUUCUGAGCAGUCGUGUGAAAUACCCGCCCAUUUGAAAUCAUUGCAUUUUGAAAACCCAGCCCGACGAUGGGAAAACAGCCUGGCUGAGUCAGACUCGUUACCUCACGUGCACAAUUAGCAAGUCUCAUGAGGCUGCGGCUUUGGGCUGGACUCUGGGGAGAGCAGACCCUCUUGUAAGACUCUGCCGUCUCCCGUGUCCAGGUAGGGCAGUUCCCCGGGAGCAGCCUUUUCCCAGGGCUCUGGUGCACUUUUGCUUUCUAUCAGACCCGAAAAGUGCACAAAGCUGUGUGGAAAUGAGAAGCAAGAGGUCAGGGACGUGCUGAUGUUUCCGAGAUGCUCCUGCUACAAGUGGGAAUGGGUCAGGAGGGGUGAACGACGUCCUGCUCCGUUCCCAGCUCCCUAAACCUCCCUCCUGAACGUGCGCCCGAGUGCUGCUUGGGGCGCCUGGGGACAUACAGGUCUGACGCUGCGAAGCUGCUGGGCCGAGCGAGGAAUGGGAUUUAUCCAUAUCCCAAGCAGGAAUUUUGGAGGCCGCGGUCUGCCCUGUAUGUCUCCUCCUCCUGUCUCAUUGCCGCGCGCUGCUGCGAACAGGGAACUCUUCAGGCGUCCGCGCAGAGCAGUGACACAGCUGGUUUAGCUGAUCAGUUUGGAAAGUCCAGUCCUUCAAACCAAUCUAUAAAAAAUAAAACUAAAAUAAAAAAAAAAAAGACAACUCUCCCCCCCCAAAACUUGAAUUUCUUUUUAUCUUUAUUACUUUUUAAAAAGAACAAAAAAAAAAAAAAUCCCUCCUGUGAAUGUGCUGUUUGCUCGUUCAUUCAUUCUUUCUUCUUCCUUGGUUUUGAUUUGAAGCUAUGAAGCUCGGUGUCUGUGAAAAUGAUGUUAUUUCUGUAUUUCUCAGGAUAAUAAGCGGCAAUCAUCCCUGCCACGUAAAAGGCAGGAGAAGGGGGGAACUUGGGGAACUAGUUUUAAGUAUGAAGCUAAUGUUUAAGUUUUAGAUGAUGUGUAAAUCAAAGGUGACGAUACAUAACGGGGCAGCAUCAAGCCGCGGCGUUUCUCUGGGUUCUCGGUGCAUUGCUUGCGACGCACACAGAAGCUCAGGGAUAAGUAUUUAAAAUGUGACCCACAGAAACCCUAAUCUUGAUGUUGCAGCAGUAGCUUCUUUCAUGACUUGUUUGGAAGCCCAUUAAAACUGGAAUUGGCCACACCUGGAUUUGGGUAGGAAAGCCCUGGUUGCACGGGUUGGGAGUCGUGCCGUCAGCGACUUGAGCGCAGUCGCUCGCUAUAUAACCGUUCUCCUGAGCGCCGUGCCGAGCUCUCGGGCGUCCUGGACGUCCACCCGGUGGGAUGCAGCUCUCGGGGCAGCGUAGCGAGAGGAAAUGAAGCAGAUGUUGCGAGGACCCACCCUGUUUAAAACCCAGCGGAGGCCUCGCUGAUCCCAGUAAAUGCAAUGAAAUGCAAACCGCGAUCCCGUACGAGGAUCUCCCACCUGGCCAAGCCCGUUCCCACACCCCACACGGCUCACCAUGUGUCCGGGUGUAAAAAUAGGCAUAAAAUCCCUCCGCUGCCCAAGCUGGAUACCUCCUGGCAGGCUGUCCAGGGCCGUGCCGGCAUUGAAUCCGGCAGUGCUUCCACCUCCCAGGCUCGUGCUUCUUAAAUGAAACAAUUGCAGGAAAGGCAAACGUAGUCGUGAUGGCGAUGGACGCUGCUUUAAAAGCAGGGCUCCACGCCGGCCGCGCCGAGAGCCCGUCUGUCCCCCUGCUAGCCGUGAGUUGGGCUUUAAGUCAGCGCAGCACCUCUCCCUCCCUGCAGCUCUGCUAGGUGCAUUCAGGCUGCUAGAGACAUGUCCUGAACGGUGCACGUACAAAUGUCCGAGGGGAUCCAGAGCAGCCCCAGCCUGGGGACUAGGAUGGGUGACCGUCCCCCUCCCGAUGAGACCUGCAGGGAGCUGCAGUCUGGAGCUGAGCCAGCCCAUGCCGGCCGCUGGUCGUGGCGAUCCCACCACGGGCGCUGUCCCCGGCGCACCCGAACCCCCAGACUCGCUGUGCGGUGGUCCCAAACACGUCCAUGAAAGAAGCAACAUGGCAAGGUGGAAAAACCCACCGCCAAAGGCAGAAAGAAAGAAACAAAAAAAAAUACCAAACAAAUGACGAUCAACCUCAUCAAAGCCUUUUGUGAUUCAUUGUUUUCUUUCGAUUUAUAAAAUGUCUUGUAAUAGUUGAUAACAUUAUUGACUCAGUUUCCAUAACAAAACUACCUCUUGUGUGACAUCCUGUUUAUCAUCUCAAAGGGAUUAUGUGGGAAAAAAAACAACCCGAGUCCCGUUACUUUUUCUGUUGAUGUGUUUCUGUUGGUUACCGCCGGGUUUCUGAGCCCGUCCGGUGGCGACAGCAGCAUUUGGGUGACGUUUUCCAAGUGGGUUGGCCAGCCGGCCUCGGCGUGUUGAGCUGCUCGGGCUGUGCUGGACUGACCGGGCUUCACCUAGCCCGUGCCCCACUUUGGGAUUUGCCCCGGCCUCUCCCAACAGGGCUUUGCCUGGACCCAGGCCCAGCGUUUCCCUCCAGUCGCCAAGCAUGAGCCGGAGGAUGCACGCAUCGUUUUUGCUAGCAAAUUUGAAUGUCCUCUGGCUGGCACCUCUGAAACGGUAAGGUGGAGAUGCAUGCCGGUUCUGCUAGCGAGACGUUGGUAGGCAGGGGUUUCCUCGGGCCUUGUGGACACGUGCUCAUAGCUGGAGGAGAAAACCAGGCCGGACACCUUGCCUGCUAGCCUGGUCCCUGUGCGUGCACAUGCGUGCGGCACAUCUGCAGGCAGUCGGCCCCGCACGCCGGGCUCGCUCGCGGCGUCUGUCCGCAGACGUUGCGCACCCUUGUUCAGUCCAGCACAGCAACAACCCUCCUUUUCCCCAUGAUCCCUUGCAUAAAUCAGGGAAGCAGGAUGUCACCUCGACAUAACUAAUAGUGAACGUUUAGCUGUUAUGUUUAACAUGCUUGGAGCUGGAGCACCGACAGGUCGUGACACGGCUGCCGCUGCUGCUGUCUCCCACCAUAGACGCUGGCUGCACCUCGCGGGGGGCCGAACACGCCUGGCGUCUCGGGAGCCGUGUUCCCCGUCACUACACUAUGACCAAAUGAAUGUUUCUCCUCGCGUGUCCCACGCGUGCCAUGGGGCCCGGCCCUCCCCGCCCUGCCGGUGGGACCUCGCGCAGGCCCCGUGAGUCCGGCCUGUCUCUGCUCCACUGCUCUGCUCUGUGACUUGACUACCUGUGGAAAUGUGACCAAUAAGUGUUAAACGCAUGUUUAGCAAGUGUUAGCUGUUUGAACUAAUAAAUGUGAAUUGUUCUGCA
This is a messenger RNA of Alligator mississippiensis (American alligator), 10927 nucleotides long. RefSeq names its product nuclear receptor subfamily 6 group A member 1 (gene NR6A1). NCBI's taxonomy places the organism in Eukaryota, Metazoa, Chordata, Crocodylia, Alligatoridae. Gene Ontology annotation, biological process: regulation of DNA-templated transcription. The record is from RefSeq and is a predicted model, not a curated record. Gene Ontology annotation, molecular function: DNA-binding transcription factor activity; zinc ion binding; sequence-specific DNA binding. The transcript is spliced from 9 exons. Bases 439 to 1752 code for a protein of 437 amino acids.